ACGUCGUGUUUCUUCGACAGAGUCCGGAACCUGGGGAGCGGAUCAGUGUGGGAGGUUGUUCAAGGAGCGUGGACUUCACUGGGGCUGUUCUUCAGAAUCACACACACACAAACACACACAGUGGGAAGUUGAGCAGUGGAGUCUGUGCUUCAUGGUGGGAGUGGGCAGGGCCUCCCCGGGUCGAGAUGUGGAGAAACUAACAUUCAGCACAUGUUUGGUCCACAGCUCCACACCAUGGCUCCGGCAGCUCCGCUCACCGUGCUCGUCCUCUGCCUCCACGUCUUCACCGCUGCAACUCAAGCGCUCCCCGAGAGACGCCCCCACCUCACCGGCUGCGUCUCCAACAACAUGGAGACUUUCCGCUGCAGAUGGAAUGUCGGCACUUUCCAGAACCUCUCCGAGCCGGGAGCCCUGCGCUUAUUCUACAUGAACAAAAAACCCUCCCCGGACUCCCCUAAAGACUGGCGCGAGUGUCCUGACUACACCACCGAGCUUCCCCACGAGUGCUUCUUCAACAAGAACCACACGACCGUCUGGACCCUGUACAGCGUCCAGCUCCACUCGGCCGACCGAGCCGUCCUCUACGACGAGAAGCUGUUCUUCGUUGAAGACAUCGUUCAACCGGAUCCAGCGGUCAGCCUGAACUGGACGCUGCUCAACGUGAGCUCCACCGGGACGCACUAUGACAUCAUGCUGAGCUGGAAGCCUCCAGAGUCGGCGGACGUGGAGAUGGGAUGGAUGAGACUUCAGUACGAGGUCCAGCACCGCAGCGUCCACUCCGACCUGUGGAAGGCGUCGGAACUCGUGAAGAGCACGCACCGCACCCUGUACGGGCUCCAGACCAACGUCAACCACACGGUUCGAGUCCGGUGCAAAAUGCUCGGAGGGAAAGACUUCGGAGAGUUCAGCGACUCUGUAUUUGUCUAUAUCCCAUCAAAAGUGUCCAGAUUCCCAGCCAUGGCUUUGCUCAUCUUUGGCACCUUGUGUCUACUGGCCAUCCUGAUGAUAGUUGUCAUAUCACAGCAGGAAAAGUUGAUUUUUAUUCUUCUGCCUCCUGUCCCUGGACCGAAGAUCAGAGGAAUUGAUCCUGAGCUCCUGAAGAAAGGAAAGCUGAGGGAGCUGACGUCCAUCCUGGGCGGUCCCACCGAUCUGAGGCCGGAGCUGUACAACAGCGACCCCUGGGUGGAGUUCAUCGACCUGGACAUGGAGGAGCAGAGCGACCGACUCACGGAGCUGGACACGGAUUGCCUCGUGGAGCGCUCCCUGUUCUCCAACUGCUCUCCGCUCUCCAGCGGCUUCAGGGACGACGACUCGGGCCGCGCCAGCUGCUGCGACCCGGAUCUCCCCAUCGACUCGGACGUGUCGCCGUUCAAUCCUCUCGUCCCGAACCCAACCCUCGGGAAAGAAGCCUCGGAGCCGAGCAGCCCAACUGCUGCAGAGCCGCCGAGUCGGGAGGCUCUGUACACGCAGGUGACUGAGGUGAGGCCGUACGGCAAAGUGCUGCUGGCCCCCGAGGAGCAGACUGACCUGGAGCAAUCUACGAGCAAAGACUCAGAGAUAGACUCUGUGGUGAAGAAGGAGAAGGAAAGGAACGAUUUCCGGCUGCUGCUGCCGGAUGCAGAUAACGGCGGCUACACCUCCGAGCUGAAAGCCGGGAAAGUGAGCCCCAUGUCCGAUGGGGAUCUGAGUGAGAGCCGCCACCUGGUGCCAUCGCCUUACUACGAGUCAAACCCCAGCACCACGUCCCCGCUGCCCUCUCCUCCCGUCUACACCGUGGUCGAGGGCGUGGACGGACAGAACAGCCUCCUACUGACAUCCAACUCCACACCUCUCCCACAGAUUAUCAUCCCUAAGCCCAUGCCCACCCCAGACGGCUACCUGACCCCUGACCUUUUGGGAAGCGUCACGCCGUAGCUCAGCGGCGGCCUGUGCAAAGUAGAGACUGGUCAAUCAAGGGCAGAUACGCUACAGAACAGUCUUGGAGAUUGAUUUUCCCGAGGCUGUGUUUUGAAUGUCAGUUCUCCUAAAAUAGUCGGGGGAGGGCCAUAUGCGGCUGUCCUCCCCCGACCUCCCUACUGCACCCCCGACAGGGCUGGGAAGUCCACAGGUUUGCUAUGAGCGACGAAAAGGACACAAGAAUGUGUUUAGCUGCGGUUGUGUAGAGGAAAUAACACAAGCUGCACAAUAAUUCAACAAUCUGACUCCUCAGAACCGGACCUCAACACUACUUCUUUCGAACAUGGGUUCGUGGAAGUUGCAAUCAAUGAUCAAUUCUGGCCACGAGAGAACUGAACAAUCCCCAAGGACCCGACAUGUUAACGUUUUCUUUUGGCUACAACCAGAUCGGCUGUGAUUUAAAGUCCAGCAGAAAACCUGCAAUUCAGUUGUUUAGAGUUGUAUUUGUGUCCAAAUGCUGAAUGUAAAUCCAAUCUUCACUUUUCUUUUAGCUCAGGUUUGGUCUCCAUCAACUCCUGAGAACGAUAUCUGGCUGUUUAAGGUGCGUUUCCCCAGGAACUGGGAACUUUUGUAGCCUUUCCAUCACGGGGAACAGAGUGUAAGGGAAUUAUUUAACUCCCCCAAAAAGUCCUUGCUGGUGGGGGUGCAGGCUACAUUGCUAAUUUGCUUUAUUUCCUAGUUGUUUUUAUGCUACGGUGAAAGUUGCAGAUACUUUUGGUGGAAAUUGACCCUUUGCUGCUAAACGUUCCACUUUCUUCACCAACUACUCUAAAUUCCCAUCUGCCGUUUGCUCCUGUGAACUUAAAAACACAAAAAAUGAUAUGAUGAUAAUUCCCCGUUGACACCUUCCUCAUUUCAUUACAUUUUAUAAUAUAUAAUGUUGACUAAUGCAGCCCUAAAUGAGACCGUUUGUUUUAUUCUCAAAACUUUGUACAUAUCACUAACUUUCUGUGUGAUAAAAUCCGGUUGUGUGUAUAAACACAAUCUGUGAGAAAAUGUCUGGAAACAAUGAAUCUUCUCACCUGAAUCCAACACACUGAAUUAAUGGGUUUACUAAUGUUUUCAUAGCUUCUAAGGCUUUAACAACAAUGUCACUAAACUAAUGAGUCAGCCAUUGCUUGUUUAAUACUCCUCCUUAUCUUGUUGUUGGUGACAGGAAGCAGGACAGAGCAUAAAUGAUCAACUGGAGCAUGACAUAUUAAAAUACUUGUGGUAUUUUUUGCUGUUACAUAUUAAUUUCUCUAUAGACUGAAACGUGUCCCGAGAUGACAGAGAAAGGUGUUUGAUCUUCUGGCUUCUGGGGAAGUAACACUACGUAGUGGAAGUACUUCAGACAGUAUAUUUUUCUAAUGCAUGCACUAUUUUCUAGUUUUUCUUUUGGUUUCUAGCUAAAUGUGCACCUUCAUGUACAUUAAAUUCUAUGGGUACAUUAUCGUCAGUAUUGAAUUUGACAGUUUUUACAUUUUAGCUGUUUAAAAAGUGUCAAAUAAAGAACUUUCAUACUU
Molecule: messenger RNA, 3461 nt
Organism: Platichthys flesus (European flounder)
Lineage: Eukaryota; Metazoa; Chordata; Actinopteri; Pleuronectiformes; Pleuronectidae
Gene: ghrb
Product: growth hormone receptor b
Exons: 9
Coding region: 211-1914 (567 amino acids)
Molecular function (GO): protein binding
Source: RefSeq, a predicted model, not a curated record